GAUAAAUGGGACUGAGAGUUGUGGUUGAACUGUUUGUUGUGUAUUUUGCUGUCUUGUUGGACUCUUUGUAAAGAGCCCCACCUCUUGGCCCUUACCAGCGUUACAUCCCCACUUACUUGGUACACCUGGUGGUAUAACCCAAAGCAAGCAGUGUUGUGCAUACUUGAUUCUCGUAAACAUCUCCCAACAAAUAAUCUAUACAGUCCAAUAUCCAAUACGCAAAGACCUCACUCAAUAUGGCAUCCUCAAUUAAAUUUCCGCCGACGAUAUUAGUAUCCCUCCCCAUCCUUGCCAAAAUGAUUGAUCACUCUCUCCUCCAUCCCACCAUGACCGAUACCGAAAUCGCCACUGGUCUUUCCAUCGCCGCAAAAUAUAAAGUUGCAACAGCUUGCGUGAAACCAUAUUCUAUUGAACAAGCCGUCUCUGCUCUCAAAGGAACUGGCGUCGAUGUAUGUCCCGUGAUUGGAUUUCCUGCUGGGAAUAGCACUACAGAAGUCAAGGUGUUUGAAGCGACUAAAGCCGCGGAAGCUGGUGGAAAAGAGAUUGAUAUGGUGAUUAAUAUCGGCAAAGCAUUAGGGGGAGAUUGGGACUAUGUUCAAAAGGAAAUCCAAGCCGUCAAUGAAGCUGUAGUGUCUAAGGAUUCGAUAUUGAAAGUUAUCUUCGAAAAUGACUUUCUUACCGAUACGGAUAUUGUGAAGUUGUGUCGUAUUUGCAGUGAGGUUGGAGUGGCAUUCGUGAAGACUAGUACGGGAUAUGGAUUUGUGAAACAAAGUAAUGGGAUGUACAAUUAUCAAGGUGCCACAUUACCACAUCUUAAUCUGAUGAGGGAGAAUGUAAAGGAAGGGGUACAGAUCAAGGCUGCUGGUGGAGUUAGGACUCUGGAUGAUUUAUUAAGAGUUAGGGCACUGGGAGUCACGAGAGUUGGUGCUACUGCUACGGAGGCUAUUCUUGAGGAGGCUUCGAGAAGAGGGAUUGGAGAAGAAUUGGUCGAGGUCAACGUUCUUCCACUGAGUUCAGUGUGAAAGAAGUGAAGCAUUUAACCGAAAGGUUGAUAUAGCAUUAAAGGAUUGUUAUUCUAUCUUGAUAUUUUAUGUAUUGACAAUCUUAC
Molecule: messenger RNA, 1108 nt
Organism: Botrytis cinerea B05.10
Lineage: Eukaryota; Fungi; Ascomycota; Leotiomycetes; Helotiales; Sclerotiniaceae
Exons: 1
Coding region: 237-1022 (261 amino acids)
Biological process (GO): carbohydrate catabolic process; deoxyribonucleotide catabolic process
Cellular component (GO): cytoplasm
Molecular function (GO): deoxyribose-phosphate aldolase activity
Source: RefSeq, a predicted model, not a curated record